Molecule: messenger RNA, 1575 nt
Organism: Endocarpon pusillum Z07020
Lineage: Eukaryota; Fungi; Ascomycota; Eurotiomycetes; Verrucariales; Verrucariaceae
Product: UTP-glucose-1-phosphate uridylyltransferase
Exons: 2
Coding region: 1-1575 (524 amino acids)
Biological process (GO): UDP-alpha-D-glucose metabolic process; glycogen metabolic process
Cellular component (GO): cytoplasm
Molecular function (GO): UTP:glucose-1-phosphate uridylyltransferase activity
Source: RefSeq, a predicted model, not a curated record
AUGUCGUCCAAAGCAAUUCCGUCACACCUUCGUACUCAGGCUGGGGCAGGGAAUGGAGCGUCUGAGGGUGAUGCUACUCGAAAGCAUCACGGAAAAUCACAAUCCCACGUGGCAUUUGAGAAUACUUCAACCAACGUCGCUGCCAGCCAGAUGAGGAAUGCUCUCAACAUGCUCGCGGACACGGUCAAAGACCCAGACGAGAAGAAGCGAUUUGAGACGGAAAUGGACAAUUUCUUCUCUCUGUUCCGACGAUGGCUCAACGACAAGGCUAAAGGCAACACCAUCAACUGGGAGAAAAUCGCGCCUCCUGCACCUUCUCAGGUUGUAGCUUAUGAUGAUCUGCCUAACUCAAACGCAGUUGAGUUUCUCAACAAGCUUGCUGUUGUCAAGUUGAACGGCGGUCUUGGUACUUCUAUGGGCUGCGUUGGUCCGAAAUCUGUCAUAGAGGUUCGUGACGGCAUGUCCUUCCUUGACUUGUCCGUUCGUCAGAUCGAGUAUCUCAACCGCACCUACGAUGUCAACGUUCCUUUCGUUCUGAUGAACAGCUUCAACACUGAUGGAGACACUGCUUCCAUCAUCAAGAAAUACGAAGGUCACAACAUCGACAUCCUCACCUUUAACCAGUCACGCUACCCACGUGUCCUCAAAGACUCACUCCUUCCUGCUCCCAAGACCUACGAUUCCCCGCUGUCUGACUGGUACCCCCCUGGACACGGUGAUGUCUUUGAAUCUCUCUAUAACAGCGGUAUCCUUGACCAGCUCCUCGAACGUGGCAUCGAAAUCAUCUUCUUGUCCAAUGCUGACAAUCUUGGCGCUGUCGUCGAUCUCCGUAUUCUCCAGCACAUGGUUGAGACUAGGAGCGAAUACAUCAUGGAGCUUACAGACAAGACUAAGGCUGACGUCAAGGGUGGUACGAUCAUUGACUACGAAGGAACUGUCCGUCUGCUCGAAAUAGCCCAAGUUCCCAAAGAACAUGCGAACGAAUUCAAGUCGAUCAAAAAGUUCAAGUACUUCAACACCAAUAACAUCUGGAUGAAUCUUCGUGCAGUCAAGCGUGUCGUGGAGAAUAGCGAGCUUGAGAUGGAAAUCAUUCCUAAUGACAAGUCUAUGCCCGCAGACAAGAAGGGUGAGGCCGAUAUCUCCAUCGUCCAGCUUGAGACCGCUGUUGGAGCCGCCAUCCGACAUUUCAAGAAUGCCCAUGGUGUCAACGUUCCUCGCCGCCGCUUCUUGCCAGUCAAGACUUGUUCUGACUUGAUGCUUGUCAAAUCUGAUCUUUACACCUUGCAGCACGGCCAGCUAGUGAUUGACCCAAGUCGAUUUGGUCCUGCUCCGUUGAUCAAGCUCGGCUCAGACUUCAAGAAGGUUGCACAAUUUCAGAAGCGUAUUCCGUCCAUUCCCAAGAUUCUUGAGCUUGACCAUCUCACCAUCACUGGCAAUGUGAACCUCGCUAGAGGUGUCAUCCUGAAGGGAACUGUCAUCAUUGUUGCGACUGAAGGCAGCACCAUCGACAUUCCACCUGGAAGCAUUCUUGAGAAUGUCGUUGUGCAGGGAAGCUUGAGGAUCUUGGAGCAUUGA